GGUGUGCGCGCGCACGGGACGGAACCACUGAGGCUGAGGGAGCGCGCACCUCAACGCCAGCUGUCCUCUGAGGGAGACCCUUGCCACCCCUCCCCAAAAUACAUGUCUGCAUCCUCAAAAAAUAGUCUUUUAUUUUUCAGCUUUUGAGGACCCACUUAUACAUUCGCUCUCUUCGAUAAUACUGCACAGCUCUCGCCUAUCGACCACCAGCAGCACAGCAACGCCCAUAGCAACGCCUCCUCUGCACAUCCUCCAUCUGUUUCUCUGACCCAGCAACACCGGCCGCCCUCCACCACCAACAAACAACCUGUUUUUAAACGACCUUACAAACGUUGGAUCCAUACCACACCGUUGUGUUUUGUUUUUAAGGCAAAGGACCAUGAACGCGCUGUGUGCAGUCUCUUUUUCAUCAGUCAAAGUCACUCAUCAUUUUGAAAGCCCUUCCUCGAGUUGAAACAUUGAGGGAUUCUCUUCCCUUGAACUCACCUGGAAGUUCUGGCCUAUCAAGGAACUGGCAGCGGCACGGGAGCUCCGCCCACCACACCCUCUAAAUGAGGGACAAGGCCACUCAGACCCCUAGGGCCUGGGUAGAUGAGCGGAGGAGAGGCUCUCACAAGCGAUCGGCUUCUUGCGGCAGCACUGACCAGCUGAAAGAGAUCGCAAAAUUGCGACAACAGCUCCAGCGUAGCAAACGCAGCAGCCGUCAUCGCCGGGACAAAGACCGCAAGUCCCCCUUUAAUGGCAACCAUGCUAUCAUCCAGUCACAGUCUCAGAUGCCUAAAACCAUCCUGAUUCCCAUCCCCAUCUCUAAGUCCACACCUCCAAGAUUUCGGAACAGCAUAGAGGGGCUCAACCAGGAGAUUGAACGCAUCAUCAUACGGGACACUGUGGAACGAGAUGAGAUCAUAAUACCACAGGAUGUUCCUGAUGGGCACCGCGCGCCCCCUCCCCUCCCCCAGCGCAGCAGCAGCACACGCAGUAUUGACACACAGACGCCCUCGAACGGUGGGCUAGGCAGUAACCGUAGCAACAGCAGCAGCCGAGCUGACUCAGUCUCACCCUCGUACCUCAGCAUCCUCAACGACACGGUCGGAAACAGCCCACUCGAUGACACGCUCAAUGAGAGCAAAGAAAGGGACCUGGGACCUUGGUCUCCUCUGCCCAAAUAUGCUUCAUCUCCAAAGCCCAACAACAGCUAUAUGUUUAAACGUGAGCCUCCGGAGGGCUGCGAGAAAAUUAAAGCUUUUGAAGAAAACCAGCCAAGGCCUCUCCAAGAUAUUCCUCAAUAUCUCUGCCCAGACAGAAACAAGGUGAACUUCAUUCCCAAAAGCGGAUCUGCUUUCUGUCUGGUGAGCAUCUUAAAGCCUUUGCUACCCACCCAGGAGCUGAACUUCCGUAGCGGGGUGGGAUACCGUAGUAUCUCGCCCUCCUUGGUGCCUCUGGGUGGGGUUGGGGUUAGGAGCUUGUCCCCCUCCAUGGGUUCCGUCCUUUCCCGUGGACGUCAGUCACCAUGUCUCCCACGACACCUUGAGGAGCCAGAGGGUUAAAAUGGAAACGAAGGAACCUCAGCUGAUGAAAAGAGAUGUCAUUUUCCCACACUCCCGUAUUGUCUGAUAGAGUCAGAGCUUUGUUAAGAUUUUAUUUAAGAACAUGUUCUGAACAACUUCGAGAGAUAUCAGUUUGAAACUUGAACAAGAGUUUUUUUUAGUUGUUGUUAUUUAAGGGUAAUGGUAUUAUAUGUCAAAUGAAGGAUCAAAAGGAGGUUUUCAAUAUGGUGUACAGAAGCAUUUUUAGCAUUGCACUGCUUUUUACUUUCUCAACGAUUUAUUGUAUUUUACCAUGAAGCCUUUGAAUUUUCUUAUGUAUAGCUGCAUCCUUUAACCUACACAAGAGUCUGAAAUCAUUUUUAAUGUUUUUGAAAGGUCUCUUAUGCUGCAUUUAUUUGACUAUUUUGUAUUUGAAUACAUUUUAAAAUGUAAUUUAUUACUGUGAUGGCAAUGCUGAAUUUUUAGUAUCAUUGCUCCAGUUUUCAGUGUCACAUGAUCGUUCAGAAAUGUUGAUUCGGUGCUCAAGAAACAUUCUUAUUAUUAUCGAUGUUGAAAACAGUUCUGCUUAAUAGUUUUGUGGAAAUUGUAAUACACUACCAUUCAAAUUUUUGGGAAAAGUUUAAAAAAAAAAGAAAAAGUAUUUUCCAUCACAGGAAAAAAUAAAGGCUAAAAUAAUAUAGAAUACUGUUGUAAUGAUAUUUCGCAAUAUUGCCAUUUUACGUUGUUGUUUUUUUUUUAUCAAAUAAAUGCAGCUUUGGUGAGCAUGAAAGAUGUCUUUCAAAAACAUUACGUUUGACCUGUAGUGUAAAUGUAGUAAGUGAUUUGAUUUACUGAGGAAAUGUAGGUUUUAGGUCACAGUUUUGCUUGCUUAUAGUUUACAUCCAGUUUAAAUAGUGCUGGAAAAACAACCAGAAAUGUUGUAGCAGAUUUGAGGAGGACUAAAAAAUGUGCCUGACUCCCACCACCUGUCCCCUGUUUGCUUACAGUCCUUUUUCUAUCAUCGUCUGACCCUGCAUUCGUCUCGGCCCCUUAAAUGUAUAGAGCCCUUCCCCAUAUACGUAAACCUGUAUGUGCUUAAUGUGAUUAGCUGGUGAGAGGAAGUUUUGUUGGUACAUGAACAGUCUGACACGCAUUAGGUGGAGACGUCGAUCAAAUGUACAGGACAGUAUUAUGAUUAUGAGUUCUGCUGUUAAAUUUAAACAUUAGUUCAACUGAAAGGUGCCAUUACUGUCAUUUCAAUAUAGUGAAGGAAAAUGGAUUACAUUGGAUAUGAAAGACUUGUCAUGAAACAGCAAGAGAAAAGAGAUACAAACUAUUUCAAAGAAAGGCAUGGCUUUAGCUAGUAGUGAUCUGAAAAUAUACUGAUUUGAACUGUAGCAACUUUAUACUGUGAAAUAUUCCAUUAUUCAUACAGUAAAGCUUCCUUUCUUCCAAAAAAAAGUUGAUGAAAGACAGGCAAUCCUGAACAAAAUGUAAUGUAUGUAUGUAAUUGCCUUAAUACUGAAUUGAAAUAGGGAAGUGUGUAAAUUAGACAGGUGCCUGUUAUUCCAUUUGUUUUAGUUAUUACCAGAUUCUUUUCUUCUGUGAAUAAACUUCAAGAUCGUUGUAACUCUGGUUUGUUAAAGGUACACUAACAUUUUGCCCUCUAUUGUUUUGUUUUUUUUAAGAACCCUGCAUGCAUGCAUUUUGCAGAACAACACUGUUUUGGUUGUGCGUGACCCUGCAGAUGAAUUUGGUUAUCCUACUGUUCAUAAAACAUUCGCAGUAAGGCUUAAGAGAUAUAACCAGUUUAUUGGACAGGAUCUCAAGCUGACUGUGGCUAUAGGCUGGCUACCCAUAUGGCCUACUUUCUUUUAAAGAACAAAAAUUCCAGCAAAGAACAUCCACACCCUUCACCAUAGAUAAUGCUUUACAAUGAACUCUGUUAUAGAGCUACAUUUGGCAAAUUAUCUGUUUAAUAAAAUAUCUAACCUACUGAAUUCAUAAUAAAAACGUCAUCUCCCCGUCGCUUUUAUAACAGUUCAAAACCACAGUUGUCAUCAUCUCCGAAGCCAAUGUUGUUAAGGGUUUUAGUUCAGCCAAAAAUGAAAAUUAAGUCAUUAACGUUAAUUACUCACCCCCAUGCUGCACCAACCCCGUAAGACCUUCGUUCAUCUUCGGAACACAAAUGAAGAUAUUUUCGAUUAAAUUUGAGAGAUGGAUCACUAACGUUAACCACAUAGGCACCCUAUAGGAUCGAAACUUGACGGCCCAGAAAGUCAUUGAAGAAAAUGUUUAAACAUUCCAUGUGACUACAGUUGCUUAACUAUAAGUUUAUUAAGCGACGAGAAUACUUUUUGUGCGGAAAAAAAAACAAAAAUAACGACUUUAUUCGACUAUUCCUUUUCUUCCUUGUAGGCCUGAGACGAGAGUUCCACGACGCAUGCGCGAGAACUGCGAUCUUACUCUGCUCUUUGUUCAGUUAUCGCGGAUGCGUCGUGGAAAUCUCUUCAACUCUCAUGAUUAAUUAAUGACUUAAUUUUCAUUUUUGGGUGAACUAACCCUUUAAUUAGUUUCGUAUAAGUUUUGUUCUAUUUUUGCGAGGUUACUCAUAUGUUCGGCUCCAUUUCAAACUUACUUGCUCGUUGUGGCAAGACAACUAACCAAUCCCACUCCCACACGAAAUAAAAUCAAAUCCGCUACUGACAUAAAUGACGAGACCUGCACAGGCAAUUAAACGAAAACCAUAACCCUAACCCUAGCUUUAAAAUAUAAACACUUAUAAUAGGCUUCCCAUUAAAAAAAAGUUUUGAAAGAAGCAUCAAUGUGUUGACUCAUUCUUUAAUUUUCGUCAAUUUUGAACAAAAAAGUUUUUUAUUGUGUACCUUUGACACACACACAAGAUUUUUUUGGCAACAUGGAAGAUAAAAAAAUGAGAAAAAAACUGAAACAAUUCUACUCAAAUUUAUUUGCUCUCAAGAUCUCCCACAUUCCAGUUUCCAUCAAUGAAAUUGUACAAGUACAUUAUUUUUAACUGAAACAAAAGGCAAAGUUGCAUAAAAUAAACAGAUGAAAGCA
Molecule: messenger RNA, 4604 nt
Organism: Pimephales promelas (fathead minnow)
Lineage: Eukaryota; Metazoa; Chordata; Actinopteri; Cypriniformes; Leuciscidae
Gene: fam117ba
Product: family with sequence similarity 117 member Ba
Source: RefSeq, a predicted model, not a curated record